AUGGCAUCCUUAAUUCUCUUUUUAACUCUCGUUAUUCAUCUUGAAAUUGUGUUGGUGGUUGAUGUCAUCAAAGGAGAACCUCUAGUUCCAGCAUUAUUUGCAUUUGGAGACUCAAUUGUUGAUGUUGGAAAUAACAACUAUUUAGCAACCGUGGCUAAAGCAAAUUUCUUUCCUUAUGGAAGAGACUUUGUAAGUCACUCUCCAACUGGAAGAUUUUCUAAUGGAAAGGUUGUCUCAGAUUAUACAUCUGAAUUAUUUGGAUUUCCCUCAUACCAACCGGCUUACCUUAGUCUAACUACUAAAGGAAACAAUCUUUUGAACGGUGUCAACUUUGGCUCGGCUGGAUCUGGUUACUAUGAGUUCACAGCGAAAAAAUAUCAAGUACUUACAUUAAGCCAACAACUAAACUACUACAAGGAUUACCAAAAAGAAUUGGUGAAAAUAGCUGGACAAUCAACUGCACUAUCAAUUAUAUAUGGUUCAAUAUAUUUUGUUAUUAGUGGGUCUGCUGAUUUUGCCCUAAAUUAUUACACAAGUCCAGUUCUCCAAACAAUUUACACACCUUAUCAAUUUUCAGACAUUCUUUUGCAAAACUACUUUAAUUUCAUCCAGGAUUUAUAUGCACUAGGAGCAAGGAAGAUUGCUGUGUCAACAUUACCUCCUAUAGAGAAAUUACUACAAAAAUUUCCAAAGCUUAGACUCAUCAUCCUUGAUACCUACCAAUCUCUCUAUAAACUUAUCACCAAACCUUCUGAUUAUGGAUUUUUUGAGUCAAGGAGGGCAUGUUGUGGGACAGGAUUGCUAGAAGUUGCUAUUUUUUGCAAUCGAAUUUCUGUUGGAACAUGUACCAAUGCAUCGGAAUAUGUAUUUUGGGAUAGUUUUCAUCCCACUGAAGCUACAAACAAGUAUUUGAUUGAUUAUUUGGCUCCUACUUUAAUCUCUUUCAUACAAACUUAA
Vicia faba (fava bean) is the source of this 957-nucleotide messenger RNA. NCBI's taxonomy places the organism in Eukaryota, Viridiplantae, Streptophyta, Magnoliopsida, Fabales, Fabaceae. The record is from the annotation of a GenBank genome assembly.